AGGGGCUCGAAACAGUUCCGUCGCAGUUCUCCAACGGUACAGAGGUGCAAUCGCUUAAUUCUCGCAAAAAACAAUCAGUACCCAAUUAUUAAAUAGUUGCUAACAAGUUCAAAAUGAUGCAAUAUCUUGUUGUUAGCCUGGCACUUUGCGCCACAAUUUGCUCUGCUGCUCAGACGCGCAAUAUGCCCAUUCAAGCCAUUGCCUAUCUGAUCGGACCCGUGCAAUCGGAUAAUACCCAGGUCAAGGGCAACGUGACCUUUACGCAGAACGACUGUGGUCAGAAUGUCCAUGUGCGCGUCCAGCUGGAGGGAUUGAAGGAGGGCAAGCACGGCUUCCACGUCCACGAGAAGGGAGAUCUGACCAAUGGAUGCCUCAGCAUGGGUGGUCACUAUAACCCCGAUAAGGUUGAUCACGGUGGCCCCGAUCACGAGGUGCGUCAUGUUGGCGAUCUGGGCAACCUGGAGGCCAACUCCACGGGCAUUAUCGACAUCACAUACACGGAUCAGGUGAUCACCCUAACUGGCAAGCUGGGCAUCAUUGGCAGGGGAGUUGUGGUCCACGAACUGGAGGAUGAUCUCGGUCUGGGCAACCAUACGGAUUCCAAGAAGACCGGCAAUGCAGGCGGCCGCAUUGCCUGUGGUGUUAUUGGCGUCAACUCGGAUGUGGACGAGUGGCCAUGUCGCGAUGGCGGCGCCGGCGCCCUGCGCUACUCCUUCUCCAUCCUGACCGUCAUCGUGGCCUUCAUCAUGGCCCGCAGCCUUGACUAACCCGCAGCAUGCACCCGGAUCGGAUCGUAUGCACGCAUGUGGCAUGGGAUUGUUGGCCAUCGUAGAAAUCUGCAUACCCACUUACACACUAAACACAACCAUAAUUCGCACACCACCACAACAGUAAUUAUAAUACUCCAGCAUUAUCCACCCAAAUAGAGAACUCAAAGGAACUAACUAAGCUACUUGUAAAGUGUUUGAAUUGAUCGAUAAUACAGUUUGUUAUUUGUAUUUCGGGUGUUUGCAAUUUGUACGUGCUUAGAUAGUAACUAAAGUUGCUUAAAAUGAACGACAGAUAAGCUCUAAUUUUAUAGAAAAGAUUAGACAAAGUCUUUCAAUUUUACUGUUCGAAAAAUCAAAGUACUAGUAAGUUAUCAAGAGAAUUAAAUAACACUUCAUUUAA
Messenger RNA from Drosophila sechellia, 1170 nucleotides. RefSeq names its product Superoxide dismutase 3 (gene Sod3). The record is from RefSeq and is a predicted model, not a curated record. The coding region runs from base 114 to 767 and encodes 217 amino acids. Gene Ontology annotation, biological process: superoxide metabolic process. Gene Ontology annotation, molecular function: copper ion binding. Lineage: Eukaryota; Metazoa; Arthropoda; Insecta; Diptera; Drosophilidae. The transcript is spliced from 6 exons.